AAUUCAUUAACAGGUUUUUUUUUAUUGUGAUGCACAUCAUAUCAAAACGAUGAAAAAGUUGACUCUGUUUCAGCUUCUAUACGGCUUGUUCAACUAUUGUUCAUCACAAACUGUGUAUCCAAACGUGUGCAUGGACAUUUCUACAGAUUUAAACAGAAUUGUUCGAAAUAUAUUUCUCGAAGGAUUUAUCGAGUUUAAAAAAGACAUAGCAAAGAUCAGAGCAGCUCAAAAUCGAAAAUGGUCAGAUGAUUUCAAAGAGACAAAAAAUACCAUAAAUAAAUUAGACGAAGAUCAACAAAGAACAAAAAACUCAGUUACAGAGCUUAGAAGAGAAUUGUCAAAUCACAUAUCUAGAACUGAAUCUCUGGUGCAUGGAAACAGAGCGAUAUUCUUGGAGAAAAUGACAAAUCUAUCAAACGCAAUUGAUGACAGAGAUCAACGAUUCAAACUAAUGGAUACAGAAGUGAUCUCAUUACAGGACAAAUGCACAGACCAGAAAGACAACAUAACAGAACUGAGAGAUACAUUGAAGAUGCUGUUAAGGGAGCAAGAGUGGAUGGUCUCUAACGUUUCAGAGCUGCAGGGUAAAAUGCAGGAAAUGCGUGACGCGAUCUCGGUCAUACAUCAGCAGUCUUCUGUACAACUGAAUCACACUGAAGAUUCCCUUAGAAGAUUUUUUGUUGAAAGUUUUCAAAACAUAACCAACGAGUAUUCUGGAAACCUUCAAAACAUAUCUAAGCAAAAUGUAACGAGCCUUUUUGAAGUAGUUUUCAAACAAGCAGAUGCUGCUGUCGCUCUGAAAGAGGAAAUGAGAAAAUAUGCGUUGAUGAUUGAGCGCCUUCAGGUUGAAAUCGGUGAGCUGAAACAAAACAUCACUAUUAACAAAGGUAGCACGCCCUCUUCACCUGUCACGUGUCCUAUUGGAUGGUCCAUGUUUGAGACUUCCUGUUACAUGGCUGUUAACCAGCAGCUGUCCUGGAACAACGCCUCGAUGAAGUGUUUGAUGUCUGGUUCAAAACUUGUGGAAAUAGAAACAAAGGCGGAAAACGAUUUUCUGACAACAAGCCUUCAAAACUUUAAGACCGGAGAGGGCUACUGGACAGGAGGUAAGGAUGACGUCACGGAAGGUCUAUGGGUCUGGGUAUCGUCAGGAGCCACCUUUGGUUUCUUGGACUGGAAUCAAGGAGAACCGAAUGAUCAUGGUGGGCUCGAGGAUUGUUUGGAGUUAUAUAAAAUUAGAGGUCGCAAAAAACAUUGGAAUGAUAACUCUUGCGAAAAAUCAUUUAAUUUCAUCUGUGAAAAAGAUUUAUAGAUUUCAGAAAGUCAACCAAAGAGCAACAGCCAUCUGCUAUCUAAUGCUAGUAUAUCUAGAUGGAGUAACGGCUACACGCGUGAUCUUGUAAGCGACUGUACAUAGCUAAAAUUUUGGAUAAUGAUCAAAUAUCUUUUGUCAAUAUGUUUUAAUGUUUUUGUUUCUUUGUAAAAAUGUUUUUUAAGAAAAACAACUGUAUUACAAUACUCAUCUUAUUUUUGGGCACAGUAUGAUUCGAUCAAUGUCAAUAAAAAAUAUACACAAUUAAAAAAACCAGAUUUCAAAUACUAAGCAAGUUAAAACAGGUGUUAUUUCUAACAAUACGUAUUUCAGCAUUAAGGUAACUGGAAUGAUUUACUCGUAUAUGUUUAGUUUAAUUAUAUAUUAUCUAGGUUUCAAAACAAAAACAAGUAAAUUAAUGUAGAAAUAUAGUUUCAAUAAUAUUUGUAAUAUGACGCUGCUUUUAUUCCUUUUAUGACGCUUAUAUUCAUAUGAAGCAGAAUUAAUUCAAAAGCUUGUGCAAGGAAAGAAAAAAACACUUGCUGUGGCCUUCAACUCGACAUUUAAAUGUAUUGAUGAUGUUUUAUCUAUUAAGAAAUGUUACUAUUUCUCUUAUAUUAACUCGUAUAUCCCAGUGAGCUCGAAAUAAAAGAUACCACAUAU
This is a messenger RNA of Magallana angulata, 1975 nucleotides long. RefSeq names its product C-type lectin domain family 4 member G-like. The record is from RefSeq and is a predicted model, not a curated record. The transcript is spliced from 5 exons. The coding region runs from base 50 to 1312 and encodes 420 amino acids. NCBI's taxonomy places the organism in Eukaryota, Metazoa, Mollusca, Bivalvia, Ostreida, Ostreidae.